AUGAUGAAUCAGCCACCCGUAGAUUUGCCUGAGCCUGCCACUCCGCCGAGUGUUCUCAACGAGUCCGCCAAGGUGUUAGCCGUGUGUCCACAGUGGACGCUGCAGCAACAGAACGAAGUUCUCGCCGCCAAGCCAGACUUGUCUGAGGAUCGACCGGAGGAAGAGCUUAUGAAGGUGAUUGACAAGGUUCAUCGUAAUCUAGACGUGUCACCAGAGGCCUCUCCACCAAGUGAGAAGCCCAGGGCCUCUAGUGUUGAUGUUCCUAUGGAGCCAACUGCUGAGACCAAUGUCGGGUCAAAUGAUCAACCAGACAAGUCUCCAGUUCCUCUAGAGGAAAGAAAUUCCCCUGAUCAAGCGAUGCCAGAGCCUGCAGCCGCCUCGACAUCAGGUCCAAUGGUUGAGCCUCAUGAUGAGUCCACCUAUGGGCCCAUGAGACGGGUACCGUCGAAGAACGGUCCGGCAUCCCUGUACAGACCACCGACGAUGCGCGAACAGGACUUUGUGGACAUGAUGCGUGAGGUUGUUCCACGUUUGAUUGAACAGGCCACUCAGUCCAUUGGGAUGGCCCUGACACCAGCGGAAACCAUGGAACUGCAGCGCCUGCUGGCGAAGGCAAAAUCCCGACCGAUGCCGAAUCUCAACAGUGAUGGAGAAGAGUUUGCGAUCUAUGAUCCACACACUGGCUUGUUUACCAACCCGGAGACCGGAGAUGUCAUGGAUGUGUGGAGUGCUGCUGAGGAGCAGCAUGGGGGCGCGAUGACAGACGGCUCGAAACGCCGUGAUGAUGAUCAGCCGAUCCCUCACCAUUCAAAGAGGGUAAUGGUGCCGCAGGCCAAGGCCUACAGUGCUGGGACUUCCAGCCAAGUGCCUGCCCUGUCGGCCUACACAGCCGUGAAUGUGGCAGCUGGCGUUCCGUUUCCUGAUUCUUCUGGAACGCUGCCAGCUUUUCCCGCCGGAGUGCCUGACUUGGCGACCUGGGGUGACACCAUCAUUGAGUUUGGCCAAUACAAGCACCAGAAUCUGAGCUACUUUGAUCUUGUGACAGCCACCGAUGAUCGUUCGACUGGCUAUGUGAAGUGGUGCCGUGCUCGUGCGAGUUCAGCCAGUGGCCAGCUCAAAGAUUCGUGUGACUUUUUGAUUCAUCACUUUGCGGAGAUUGGGAGUGACCGUGACCAUGGACCGUUGAUCCCUGGUACCAGUAUGAACCGCCGCUUGAAGAAAUGA
Molecule: messenger RNA, 1224 nt
Organism: Cladocopium goreaui
Lineage: Eukaryota; Dinophyceae; Suessiales; Symbiodiniaceae
Source: the annotation of a GenBank genome assembly